AUGCCUAGGAAGUUCUUAGGGGAAAGGCUAGAUGCACAUCUUGACUUUGUCAGACCUGCAUCUCUUGGAGUUACCAGUUCCGAUUUGAAUAAGCUCCCCGACGCACCCCGCUGGAAUUCGAAAAUUGAAUCGGAAACUGACAAUUCUUUGACUUCCGCUAGUAAUGGACGACGGAUCUCGCGGGCCUUUGGUGGUACAGUAAAGCUGAAAAAACGGCUCAGCUCCGUUCCUGAGCUUUUAAUCCAUGAGCUAGAACAGCUUGAAAGAAAGGCGGCUGUAAAUUUGAAGCCCCGGGUUUCGCGACGUAUUCCACCAGUCAAAAACGACGCACCAGAUGAAUCACCUCUGCCAAAGAUGCCAAUGUUGCAACGACCAGCUAUGAAACAAAAAAGCCUAAUUAGAACACACUUCAGGCCUGCAGUGACGAACAACCAAACGCACGUUUCUUCUCCGCUAGCCGGUCCACCCAUAAUUAAUACUCAUACCAACGUCUUAGCGUAUCCUGUAAUGACUGCUGAUAUGAGUAGAACCCCGCUAACGCGCAAGAAAUCUGUGGGUGAAAUUCUCUUCGAUGAAAUUCUUACAGCCUAUGGCUGCCUCCCAGAAGAUCAAAGAAAGAAAGUUCCUUCUAUCGUGAGUAAGAAUUUUGACGAUUCCUCGAGCCGGCGCUGGAAUAAUAGUUUCCAGGCUGCGAAGAAACAUAGCCAUUUAGAUUUCCAUCCGAAUAUCCACGAGGACGGAGGUGGCGACAGCGACACACAGACGGCAAUUCGCCAUGAAUUUGAAACUUCUGCUUUGGGAGACUCACUUCCCAAUCCCUACUACUCGAAUUCCAGUGGCUCUGACCCUUCGAGCUCUGGAGAAGAGUUUUCAGACAUUGGCAGCAUAAUGAGCAGUUUAAAAUCACCGCACAGUGUGCGAACCACCGAUGAUGACGAAUCUGCAACUUACUAUUCUGCUGAUGACAACGUAUCCCGUUCAAGCAAACUCGGUCUACCGAGUCCAGUAAAAUCGAGGUACUCGUUACGGCACGUCCGUACAAGUAAAGUUAUUCCACAGAUUUUCGAGCUAGGGGACUUAUCUGACGAUUCUACAGAGUCUGAAGAUGACGAAAAAGUUAACUGCAUAUCUCAAUUACAGGAAGAACUAAUGGAUCUGGACAUUAUGGAUGCGUCUAGUUCCAUCUAUGAUGAUUAA
Lachancea meyersii CBS 8951 is the source of this 1197-nucleotide messenger RNA. NCBI's taxonomy places the organism in Eukaryota, Fungi, Ascomycota, Saccharomycetes, Saccharomycetales, Saccharomycetaceae. The record is from the annotation of a GenBank genome assembly.